GUGCAGCCACUCACACAAAUCAGAUAGAUGCGCAGAAAACGUCACACAUGAUUCGCGAUGCAAAAAUUGUGCCAAGGAAGGUGGAUUAUCGGCUGCGAGGUGGCGAUAUAGACAUAGGAAGAUAAGUAUAAAUAAUAUUGCCAUGUGAGUGAGUGAGUCUGUCAGUACGUAAUAU
Messenger RNA from Amoebophrya sp. A120, 175 nucleotides. NCBI's taxonomy places the organism in Eukaryota, Dinophyceae, Syndiniales, Amoebophryaceae. The record is from the annotation of a GenBank genome assembly.